AUGAAAAUAAUUAUCACAUUCAAAAUGGACUCGAUGCAAUCAAAACUUAGUGUUACACAUGCGAUGGCAUAUUGGGGUAUAUUUAGAGAACCACGUGGUCUACUUCGAUUAUUACAAUUCGUUUUUGCUAUAUUUGCUUUCGCUACGGCUGUGAAUGGUACAUCAUAUUUCGUAAUAGAUACUGGCCCCAGUAGUCCAGCGAUACGGGCCGAUUGGUCUUACCCAUAUUCGUUAGGCAGUGUUGUAGUAAAAAAUGCACUCAGUAAUAAUGGAACGCUGUAUUUAUCGAGUUCAAAUGGAAUAAAACCAUCAGCAGAAUUUUUUGUAUUUACCGGUGUUACAGCAUUUUUACUAGCAUUAGCUGCUUGUAUCAUCUAUGUAUUUCUGGAUGUCAAAUAUCGACAAGAUGAACGUUUGCCAUCAAUUGAUUUAUUAAUUACAGUUGUGUGGAGCAUAUUUUGGAUUGCUGGAAGUGCAGGCGUCAGCGAUAUUAGAACACAAACAGAUUAUGAUACUGUUGUUGCUCAAAUCGAUAGUUGUAACCCAUCAGCAAAUUGUACCCCAGUGAUUGGUGGCUCAUACGCCAACAUUAUUGUGUCGGUUAUAUUUGGAUUUUUGAAUUUUAUCUUAUGGAUGAGCGCUGUCUGGUUUGUUUAUAAAGAAACAAAAUGGUUUAAAAGUCGUACCGCUCAACGACAUCAACAAUACCCACCUCCUCCUCAGCAACAAUCUUAUAUACAAGAAGGAAUAGGAAACAGGCCUGUACCAGGCAUGGGUGACAAUAGGGCGUAA
Molecule: messenger RNA, 792 nt
Organism: Didymodactylos carnosus
Lineage: Eukaryota; Metazoa; Rotifera; Eurotatoria; Philodinida; Philodinidae
Source: the annotation of a GenBank genome assembly